Rotaria socialis is the source of this 3150-nucleotide messenger RNA. The record is from the annotation of a GenBank genome assembly. NCBI's taxonomy places the organism in Eukaryota, Metazoa, Rotifera, Eurotatoria, Philodinida, Philodinidae.
AUGUAUGACUCUGGGGUCACCAAGAUUGGUAAAUAUACACUUCUUCAUUCUGGAGCCCCGAGUGCAACAAAAAUAAGAUCAGCUCAUGGCGUGGCUCUCUGUUUGGGAGAACAAGCAACCAAGAUUUGGAAAGAUGGUGGUUCCAUAUGGGAGGCUGUUAGUGAAAGAAUCAUCACUGCCCGACUUCAGUGUCACCCAGUUUCGAUUACACUCGUCAGCAUUUAUUCUCCUAUUAAUCCCCCACCUGGUCAAACAACAGCAAGUGACAACGCCGACGCUUUCUACAUCGACUUACAACGAACCAUUAAUAAAACUCCAAGAAAAGAUAUACUUAUCGUUAUGGGCGAUUUCAAUGCAAGAGUCAGUAAACAACAACACCUGUCUGGGUCAAGCGUGGUGGGUAUUCACGCAGUGGACGAUUUAAAUGAAAAUGGACAACGUCUCAUAGACUUUUGCUCUCUUAACGACCUUAUUAUAGCUAAUACCUUCUUCGAGCACAAAGCUAUUCAUCAAAUGAGCUGGAUGCACCCAGGCAACAAAAAAUGGCAUAUGCUGGAUUAUACUCUUGUCAAUAGAAAAUUCAGAUCAACCAUCGAGGAUGUACGUGUGCAUCGAACAGCAGCUGGAGUCAUAGGAACAGACCACCACCUGAUAAGAUCAAAAGUCCGACUUCAUCUUAAGAGUCGAAAGAAGUCCACAGCCAAACAAUCUAGAAACUUGGACAAGAGGAAAUUGUGUGAUCCUGCCACUGUCCUAGCAUUUCAAGCCGCAUUUGCCACUACAACAUGUUCAAUAUCAACAGCAUCUUCAACAAAUGAAAAAUACACUGAACUCUCAAAUAUCGUGAAAGAACUCAGUGAAAAUUUCUUCGGCGUGACUGAACGUCAAAGAAAAUAUAAGGAAUGGCUAACAAAUGAAAUCCUAGAUAUCGUGAAUAAAAAAUCACACGCCUUUCUUCAAUGGCAAAAUCACCGAGCAAAGAAAAAGGUUGAAGAACGUCAAAUUGAAUACUGGGAUGAGCUGAGCCUCGAAAUUGAACAAGCAAUCAAACAGCAUGCUCCUGCAACAGCAUAUAGAAUGAUUCGAAGACUCAAAGGAGGAAAAGCUAAAAUCGAAGAAAUGCCUAUCCAUGACAAACAAGGAAACCUGCUCAUUAAUGGUCAUGAACGUCUUCGCCGAUGGAGUGAACAUUUCUGUGAACUUCUUAAUGUACCAUCCACAGUUGAUCCGUCAAUCAUGCAACGUAUAUCAAUCCCUCAGCUAUCUACUGAAGAACAAAAUCGACAGGACAAACCUCCAUCGUUACUAGAAGUUGAAGAAGCAAUACGGCGAAUGAAAAGUGGGAGAGCACCUGGUAUGGAUGGACUAUCAGUCGAUGUCAUCAAGGCUGGAGGGCGUGCUCUAUCUACACGUCUUCAUACUGUUUUCGUCGAAAUAUGGGAGGAGGAACAAACAAUUGAAGAUUGGUCCACAGCAAUUAUAAUUCGUCUGUUCAAAAACAAAGGUGACAAACGAGAUUGUGGUAACUACCGCGGAAUCUCUCUCUUACCAGUGGCAAGCAAAGUUUUCUCUCGACUUAUCUUGAAUCGUGUGCAGAAGCACUUGGGAACUCAAAUUAUGGAGCAACAAGCUGGCUUCCAGUCGAAUAGAUCUACCAUUGAUCAUAUCUUCGCACUUAAACUAUUGAUGGAGAAAACACGAGACCAUAACAAAUCACUUUUCCUAUGCUUCAUUGAUAUACAAAAAGCCUACGAUUCUAUUAAUCGUGAAAUUUUAUGGUGUAUAUGCAGGCACUAUGGACUCACCACAAAAAUUGUUCGACUGCUUCAACUUUUAUACAAAGAUUCAAAAGCAAGAGUGCGCAUCAACGGGGAAUUAUCUGACCCUUUUGAUAUCGAAACUGGUGUGCAGCAAGGUGGUAUCCCAUCACCAAUUCUUUUCAACGUUUUCUUUGAUUUUGUGAUGCGUCAAGUCCUUGACCGACUGGUCGUACUAAAUGUCACAGGUGUGAAACUAGCAUAUGGAAGAGAUUUCUUUCAAUCAACCAGUAAUAACAAUAAGGAUAUCGAAAUGCUAGCACUCCUCUAUGCUGAUGAUGUAGUUGGUUGUUUCGACAAUGUUACAGAUCUAAAACUCUUUGUUGGAGUUUUCGAAAAAGUUUCACAAGAAUAUGGUAUCACAAUGAGCAUCAAGAAAACAUGUGUUAUGCAAUGCAGACAACUCAAAGUGGAUGCAUCAAGAAAAAUUAUUAAAGGUGAAGAGAUUAUACAUCCAUUAAUCGACAUAACCAUCCGAAAUGAUACUCUUGCAAUGGUGGAUGAAUUUUGUUAUCUUGGUUGUUGCUUCACUCGUACCUUCUCGUUCGAUCGUGAAAUAGAAAUGCGUUUGGAAAAAGCCACUACGGCGUUUAAUAUGCUUCGUCAUGUAGUAUGGUAUCGAGCAACAGUAUCUAUCGAGGCAAAACUUCGCAUUUUCCGAUCAUGUGUUCUACCAGUAUUACUCUAUGGCAGCGAAGUUUGGUCACUAACAGUGGCUCUGGAGCAACGCCUGUGUGCAUUCUAUCAUCGAUGUCUUCGGACGAUUGUUGGAACAAAUCUUUGGGACCGAAUGUCAAACGAACAACUUUUUCAAAUUACUGGUCAGCCCAGUCUUGAAAAUAUUCUUCGGAGAAACCGCCUCCGCUGGUUCGGCCACUUGAAUAGAAUGAAGGGUGAAAAUGAUGACCCAUCUUUCAUGAAAAAGAUUAUGUUCUCGUACUACGCUGAAUCUAAAAGACCUUGUAAUGUUGGUACGUUCAAGAAGUGGGAAGAUAGAAUACAAGAUGAUUUAGAAAAAAUGAAUAUCCACAAUUGGAGAAGAGAAACUCUUGAUCGAGAUUCUUGGAGAAGAACCAUAAACCAAUUCACACAAGUCAAACCCCCUAUGCCUGACAUACUCAAUAUCAUUCAACAAGUUAAACAACGUGCUGUUCAAAGACGAGCCAUAACAUUAUCACCCCCCGCAAAAAUCACUGAGCUAUUAUGUCGAAAUAACAACAACACAUACACAUGCCCGAACUGCAAGAAACAAUUCAAACCACAAGGAAUAACCAAUCACACAAGGUCCUGUGCAAAGAAAUGGUGUCAACAACAUGGAAUUCAAAUUGACUAA